AUGUCUUCCGCUCUCGAACAGCUCAAGGCCACUGGCACCGUUGUUGUCUGUGACUCUGGUGACUUUGCCACCAUUGGCAAGUACAAGCCUCAGGAUGCUACUACAAACCCCUCGUUGAUCCUGGCUGCUUCCAAGAAGCCCGAGUACGCCAGCCUGAUCGACGCUGCCAUUGAGAAGGGCAAGAAGGAGGGCAAGACUCUUGACGAGCAGGUCGACGCUACCCUCGACAACCUUCUCGUUGAGUUCGGCAAGAAGAUUCUCGAGAUCAUUCCCGGCAAGGUCUCCACCGAGGUCGAUGCUCGUUUCUCCUUCGACACCCAGGCUUCCGUCGACAAGGCCCUUCACAUCAUCAAGCUCUACGAGCAACAAGGCAUCUCCAAGGAUCGUAUUCUUAUCAAGAUCGCCUCCACCUGGGAGGGUAUCAAGGCCGCCCACAUCCUGCAGUCUCAGCACGGAAUCAACUGCAACCUGACCCUCAUGUUCUCCCUUGUCCAGGCCAUUGCUGCUGCUGAGGCCGGUGCUUUCCUCAUCUCCCCCUUCGUCGGCCGUAUCCUGGACUGGUACAAGGCUGCGCACAAGCGCGACUACACCGCCGAGGAGGAUCCCGGUGUUAAGUCCGUUCAGAGCAUUUUCAACUACUACAAGAAGUUUGGCUACAAGACCAUCGUCAUGGGUGCUUCCUUCCGUAACACCGGUGAGAUCACAGAGUUGGCUGGCUGUGACUACCUGACCAUCUCGCCUAACCUCCUCGAGGAGCUGUACAACUCGACCGCCUCCGUCCCCAAGAAGCUCGACGCCACCAGCGCCGCCAGCCUGGACAUCCCCAAGCGCAGCUACCUCAACAACGAGGCUACCUUCCGCUUCGACUUCAACGAGGAGGCCAUGGCCGUCGAGAAACUGCGCGAGGGUAUCUCCAAGUUCGCUGCUGAUGCCGUCACCCUCAAGGAGCUCCUCAAGCAGAAGAUCCAGGCUUAG
This is a messenger RNA of Aspergillus thermomutatus, 975 nucleotides long. Its product is annotated as sedoheptulose-7-phosphate:D-glyceraldehyde-3-phosphate transaldolase TAL1. NCBI's taxonomy places the organism in Eukaryota, Fungi, Ascomycota, Eurotiomycetes, Eurotiales, Aspergillaceae. The coding region runs from base 1 to 975 and encodes 324 amino acids. Gene Ontology annotation, cellular component: cytoplasm; intracellular anatomical structure. Gene Ontology annotation, biological process: pentose-phosphate shunt; pentose-phosphate shunt, non-oxidative branch; carbohydrate metabolic process. Gene Ontology annotation, molecular function: transaldolase activity. The transcript is spliced from 7 exons. The record is from RefSeq and is a predicted model, not a curated record.